AUGACGUCUGCUUGGGAGUCAGAUGUCGUAGAGUGCAAGCUCUGCGACCAUUGCGAGUACCGUGCCGAGCGUGGCAAGGCCACAUGCUGCGGCAAGUGCUCGGCCGACUCAGGCGGCAGUGAUGAAAGUCAUGAAGAAGCGCACUGCCCGCGUUUGAGCCGACAGGUUUUACAGCAGUGCCGGUGGGAGCAUUUUCGUUGCGAUCUUGGCGCUGAGAAGGAGGCUGUCUGCCUCGUCGUGCCGCCUCGGUGCCCGGUGGCAGGUCCCGCGCCCGUGCUGCUGUUCCUGACAGGCAAUGGUCAUGUGGACGACCGACAGGACUUUCUGAAUGGAGGCGUCGAUCAGCUAAUCCGAAACGUCGAGCUCAACCAGUACGUUCUCCUGGCACCAAAGCCCGAGACAAAGUCGGGGGUGCUUAGAUAUAACGACAACUGGCGAAACGCGUGGUGCGAAGAUGCCAUCUGGGCUCUGGUAACUGAGAUGUUGCGACGGCUUGGGCCUACCCAUGUGGAUCCUGGACGGCUGUUCGCCACCGGGUUAUCCCUUGGGGCCAUUGGAGUCUGGCACCUGGCAUUGCGCUACGGGGAGUACUUAGCUGGCAUUGUGCCAGUCUCUGGUAAGUGUGAGUGGCCUUUCAACUCCUGGCCGCGACGUGCAGGUCCCGACCCGGCUGUCCUCCAACGCAUGGAAAGACUCCCAAUGCGGUGCUACCAGAUCGAUGCGGACCGCUACGGUGGCACCCCGGUGCAUGACAUCGAGUGGCUCUGCUGGAAACUACCAGAAUCCAAAACGGAGGUCACCCUACGCGGCAUGGAGCCUGAUAGGCAGGUGCAACUCACAAUCCGUACGUGGGAGCGUCCGCAUGGUGCAAACUGGGCCCUUUGGGAGGCCAAAGGGCCGCUCCAGGACCAUGCCUACUACGACGAGUGGGGUGGCGACAAGCACUGUCUUUGGAAUCGCGCAUAUCCUUUUCCAGAGUGGGGAAUGCCUGCCUUUCUGGCCUCUCAUUCUGUGCCAAGCGAAAGAUGCUGGAAGCUGGAUACUCCAAUUCCUGUGAUCGACUCCUCACAAGGGAAGGAGGACGCGAUGGACGUUGAUCAGGUUGGCAACCAGGGGGAGCCGUCCCUCAGCCGAAUGUUCGAGUGGUAG
Symbiodinium pilosum is the source of this 1149-nucleotide messenger RNA. The record is from the annotation of a GenBank genome assembly. NCBI's taxonomy places the organism in Eukaryota, Dinophyceae, Suessiales, Symbiodiniaceae.